AGGCUCGUAUCUUGGUGGGGGCCGUCGUCGCCUCCCAUAAACCAUAUGUUUGCAAGACUGAACAUAUUCUGAACACGUAAGGGUACCUAACCGGAACAUAAUGGGAGUGUUGAUUGGGAGUUGUUUGGGCUAGAAAAAAGAAGAGAAAGUAAAGUGUUGAUUGUGCAAAUUUGUGAGUGAGUGAUAGGCAACCAUCGAGUUGCGUAUUCGUAUACAGGAGAGAAUAAUGUCAUUAGUCCCGAGCUCCGGCGCCGGCGACAACGGGCCAAUAUUCGCGGAAGUGGAAAUGGCAGGCGAGUCUUCUGCUUCCACUGUACGGGCCACUGUAGUCCAAGCUUCCACCGUCUUCUAUGACACUCCCGCCACUCUGGUUAAGGCUGAAAGCCUGCUAGCUGAGGCAGCUUCACAGGGAGCCCAGCUUGUUGUAUUUCCUGAAGCUUUUAUUGGCGGUUAUCCACGUGGUUCUAAUUUUGGGGUCACAAUUGGUAACAGGACAUCCAAGGGUAAGGAAGACUUUCAAAAGUACCAUGCCUCCGCCAUUGAUGUCCCUGGUCCUGAAGUAGAUCGUUUGGCUGCAAUGGCUGGAAAAUACAAAGUGCAUUUGGUAAUGGGUGUAAUAGAAAGGGAUGGAUACACACUGUAUUGUAGUGUUCUGUUUUUUGAUCCUCAAGGCCGUUAUAUGGGAAAACAUAGAAAAAUCAUGCCAACUGCACUUGAGCGUAUAAUUUGGGGUUUCGGGGAUGGAUCGACAAUACCAGUUUUUGAAACCCCCAUCGGAAAAAUUGGUGCUGCAAUUUGUUGGGAAAAUAAAAUGCCACUUUUGCGGAUGGCAAUGUAUGCUAAAGGUGUUGAAAUUUUUUGUGCUCCAACAGCUGAUUCAAGGGAGGUUUGGCAAGCAUCAAUGACCCAUAUAGCCCUUGAAGGUGGAUGUUUUGUUUUGUCAGCUAACCAGUUCUGUCGAAGGAAAGAUUAUCCUCCACCCCCUGAAUAUGUGUUUUCUGGACUGGAAGAUGACCUGAAUCCUGAGUCAGUUGUAUGUGCUGGUGGCAGUGUGAUAAUAUCACCAUCAGGGGCGGUCCUUGCUGGACCAAAUUAUGAUGGUGAGGCGCUCAUUUCUGCUGAUCUAGAUUUGGGAGACAUAGUACAGGCAAAGUUUGAUUUUGAUGUAACCGGUCAUUAUUCAAGACCGGAGAUACUUAGCCUGACUGUAAGGGACCAUCCAACAAAUGCUGUAACUUUCACGUCAGACUCUGAAAGAACUGAAAGAUCUUAAGGCUGUUGCUGACAGUAAUUCUCACAAGCCAGUCCAUUAUGUGUACGUAGACCGAACCAUUCUCUAUCAGAACUACAUUUCUUUGUAAAUUAAUCUGUUUGUGUUGAUAACAUUUUCUCAGUCUGUUGUACCAAUUUAAACACUAUUUUCCACAUUUUCCUGUAAAGUGUUUCUUUAUCUAAUGUCUAUUGAGUUUUUACUUGCAA
Spinacia oleracea (spinach) is the source of this 1479-nucleotide messenger RNA. Its product is annotated as bifunctional nitrilase/nitrile hydratase NIT4A. The record is from RefSeq and is a predicted model, not a curated record. The transcript has 5 exons. The coding region runs from base 227 to 1273 and encodes 348 amino acids. Gene Ontology annotation, molecular function: nitrile hydratase activity; nitrilase activity. NCBI's taxonomy places the organism in Eukaryota, Viridiplantae, Streptophyta, Magnoliopsida, Caryophyllales, Amaranthaceae. Gene Ontology annotation, biological process: detoxification of nitrogen compound.